AGUGUUGACGAGUGACAAACAUUUCGCUAAAUGUUCUUUAAGCUUGAGAACACAAAAUGCAUAUUAUUUUGGAAUUUGGUGUUUUUCUUCUUUAUGGCACGAGGAAUAAAGAAUAAGGUGAAGGCUGAAAAUGCCGUUCUUUCUGAUGAAAAUGAUGUUUCUCAUAUUGGAGAUGAUUGUCAGGUAACACCAGUGAUUCAUGUUCUUCAAUAUCCCGGAUGUGUUCCUAAGCCUAUACCAUCUUUUGCUUGUGUAGGCCGCUGCGCUAGCUACAUACAGGUGUCUGGGAGUAAAAUAUGGCAAAUGGAACGAUCAUGCAUGUGUUGUCAAGAAUCGGGUGAACGCGAGGCAGCCGUCUCUCUAUUCUGCCCAAAAGCGAAGCAUGGAGAACGAAAAUUCAAGAAAGUGCUUACAAAAGCGCCUUUGGAAUGCAUGUGUCGUCCUUGCACUUCUAUCGAAGAAUCAGGAAUCGUACCACAAGAAAUUGCUGGUUACUCGGACGAAGGGCCUUUAAACAAUCACUUUCGUCGCAUUGCCUUACAAUAAAAAAUUAACUUUUUAAUAUACGUAAAUUAUUCUCUA
Messenger RNA from Glossina fuscipes, 582 nucleotides. It is a transcript of the gene Burs, whose product is annotated as bursicon. Gene Ontology annotation, biological process: animal organ morphogenesis. Bases 31 to 546 code for a protein of 171 amino acids. The transcript is spliced from 3 exons. NCBI's taxonomy places the organism in Eukaryota, Metazoa, Arthropoda, Insecta, Diptera, Glossinidae. Gene Ontology annotation, molecular function: BMP binding; receptor ligand activity. The record is from RefSeq and is a predicted model, not a curated record.